AUGGUGGCCGGAUUGGAAAAUGGAAUCUGGAAUGCUGGUUACCAGAAGGAAGCGGAAGCAACUCAAGUGGAAGAGCAGAGGCCACAAAUGACUAUGACAAGACCUAUAUACGAUCAGAGUGAACUGAACAUGGAGAUGAACUACAGAAAACCGAAGAAAAAAGUGACGGAAGAAGUAUUAAAUACGGUUAAGAGUGUCAGUUUGACCGACUGUAUAAAAAGUGUGUUCCCAAUUUUUGCUUGGUUGCCGGAGUAUAGGUGGAAGAGUUACUUCACCGCUGAUUUGCUUAGUGGUUGGACGGUUGGUUUAAUGCAGCUUCCUCAAGGAAUGGGGUUCGCCAUGUUGGCCUAUUUGCCACCGAUCAUCGGCAUCUACAUGGCUUUUUUCCCGGUGCUAGUGUAUUUUUUACUAGGAACUUCCCGGCACAAUUCCAUGGGAACGUUUGCCGUCAUGUCAGUUGUGAUUGGAAAGAUAAUACUCGAGUACUCCACGGCUGGUAUUGGAACGCCUGGAAAUGUGACCGGAAACAGCACUUUAGUGCCGACAUUUGGAGGAUACAUUGUUGCUAGGGAACCAAUCGAGGUGGCAGUUACACUUAGUUUUGCUAUUAUCACUGUGCUAGGAUUGCACCUACCUCCGGUUGUAGGCGCAUUCAAAAUUUUUCGGACAUUUGCCCUAAUUUUCGCGGAUUUCCAUAACAUUAACUACAUAUCUGUUUCGAUAGCUCUUAGCACAAUAUCGAUACUUGCAUUCAACAAUGUGUAUUUGAAGGAGAAGGUAGCCAAAUACAGUAAAGUUCCUAUUCCAGUCGAGUUGAUAAUUCUCGUUAUCGGGUCAUUGAUGUCAUCACACUUCAGGCUCCAUCAGGAUCAUGGCAUUAAAACGAUCGAACACAUGCCGACGGGAUUUCCUCCACCCACCGUACCGGACUGGGACCUGCUGCAGUCGAUGGCGCUGGAGGGGUUUAUAGUGGCAAUCGUGUCGUACGCGGCAUCAGUUUCGAUGGGAACCAUUUACGCCCAGCGGGAAAAGUACGAGCUGGAUUUCAACCAAGAACUGUUGGCGAUGGGCACGUGUAAUCUCUUCGGAAGCUUCUUCUCCUGCAUGCCCAUAGGAUCGUCGUUGCUGCGUUCAGCGGCUCAGUGUAUGACCGGCGGUAAAUCGCAGUUAGCGUCAAUCAUUUCUUGCUGUUUAAUUGCGGCGAUUUUACUAUAUGUCGGGCCGUUCUUUGAACCACUGCCGGCUUGCAUUCUGUGUGGAAUAGUGCUGACCGGCAUGAGACGGUUGCUUCUACAGGUGACGCAGUUUAUCGACUUCUGGAAGCUUAGCACCAUCGAUGGGAUGGUAUGGUUGGGUACUUUCCUGACCGUGGUAUUUGUCAGCAUUGACAUUGGCCUGCUUGUGGGCAUCGGGUUGAGCUUUUCUUCUAUCUUCCUUCGUGGUUUGAAAUCUUAUACAUGUUUGCUGGAAAAUGUCCCGGAUACAGAUCUGUAUUUGGAUUCCAGUAGAUACAAUGGAACACUAAGCGUUCCUGGAGUUAAGAUAUUCCACUACAGUGGUAGUUUGAACUUCGUAACUAGAUCUGUCUACAAAACAAGUCUCUGCAAAGCACUCAACAUAACUCAGGAAUUGACGAAGCACGGCAGCCAUGAGGAUGAUCGACAUCCUGACUUACGUUAUUUGGUGUUGGAUUGCACACGGAUCACUGACAUUGACCCAUCCGCUGUUUUCACACUCCAACUGCUGAUCAACGAGCUGGAACAUCUGGCGAUCAAUGUACUGAUAGCCGGCACAUCCUGUUCGGUAUACAGUGCGAUGCAAAAAUGUGAACUCAUUGGCACGGAAGAUUGCCAUAUAGAUGUUUUUCCGACGGUGCACGAUGCCGUUAUCUGGGCAAAGAGCUGCAUGGCUCGAUACCCGGUUAGAGUCAGCGUCGAAGUAACGAGAUUCUAG
This is a messenger RNA of Sabethes cyaneus, 1953 nucleotides long. Its product is annotated as prestin-like. Gene Ontology annotation, cellular component: membrane. The record is from RefSeq and is a predicted model, not a curated record. NCBI's taxonomy places the organism in Eukaryota, Metazoa, Arthropoda, Insecta, Diptera, Culicidae. The transcript has 6 exons. The coding region runs from base 1 to 1953 and encodes 650 amino acids. Gene Ontology annotation, biological process: transmembrane transport. Gene Ontology annotation, molecular function: oxalate transmembrane transporter activity; bicarbonate transmembrane transporter activity; chloride transmembrane transporter activity.